CCCUUCCGUCAUCACCGUGCGCACCGCCGGGCCGGGCCGGAGCCUUUGCCGGGGGCAGUGUCUGUGGCAGUGUCGGUACCGGUGCCGGUGCCGGGCCAUGACCCGCUGGGCCCGGCGGAGCGCCCCGCCCGGGGCCCGGGCACUGUCCGCCACGCCCUGGGAGCAGCUGGCGCCGGGCCGGGAGCCGGAGCCGCCGCCGGCAGCCAAGAGGAGGAGGAAGAAGAAGGAGUACGAGAACCAGGACGUGAACGGGUUCGCGGAGCACCGCGGCGAGCAGCGGGCUGCGGAGGAGGAGGAGGAGGAGGCGCGGAGGAAGGACAGGCGGCGGGAGAGCAGGAGGCUGAGGAGGCAGGAGAGGAAGAGAAACGCCAUGGUGUGUUUCCACUGCAGAGAACCUGGCCAUGGCGUGGCUGAUUGUCCUGCAGUGCUGGAGAGCCAAGACAUGGGGACGGGGAUCUGCUACCGCUGUGGAUCCACGGAGCACGACAUCAGCAAAUGCAGAGCCAAGGUGGAUCCAGCUGCUGGGCCAUUUCCUUAUGCAAAAUGUUUCAUCUGUGGUGAGAUGGGGCAUCUGUCAAGGUCCUGUCCGGAUAACCCCAAGGGGUUGUAUGCUGAAGGUGGGGGCUGCAAACUUUGUGGUUCUGUGGAGCACUUCAAGAAGGACUGCCCAGAGAAGCAGAAUGCAGAGCAGGUGACAGUCGGGCGCUGGACCCCCGGCCUGAGCGCAGACCACGAGGACGUCGCGGCCGCGCCGGCGCCGCAGAGAGCGCAGCCCAAGCGACCCAAAGUUGUCACUUUCUGAAGGACUCCUGGCUCUCCAUCGGCUCUCCUGCACUGCUGCACUCCAGAGUGGUGACGACAGAGAUCCAGAAGAACAAGCAGGCUGCAGAGGACUUGCUGGGUGUUUUCCUCCCCUCAUUUUC
Messenger RNA from Parus major (Great Tit), 923 nucleotides. It is a transcript of the gene ZCCHC9, whose product is annotated as zinc finger CCHC-type containing 9. Lineage: Eukaryota; Metazoa; Chordata; Aves; Passeriformes; Paridae. The record is from RefSeq and is a predicted model, not a curated record. Gene Ontology annotation, molecular function: zinc ion binding; nucleic acid binding. The transcript has 5 exons. The coding region runs from base 98 to 802 and encodes 234 amino acids.